Molecule: messenger RNA, 866 nt
Organism: Drosophila kikkawai
Lineage: Eukaryota; Metazoa; Arthropoda; Insecta; Diptera; Drosophilidae
Source: RefSeq, a predicted model, not a curated record
GACUUCUUAUUUAUUUUGGAGCUCUUUCAGAUAUUCUUUUAAGUGUGUGCAACGAAUUGUCUAUGUUGAACGGAAAUGAGUUGCAAUUGCUAAAUGAUAUCAUUCCAAUGCUUCGUCCGCUCGAGGAAGCAACAAAUAUAAUAAGCGGAGAUUCCUAUUGCACAGCUAGCAUAGUAAUUCCAAUGGUAAACAUUUUGAAAGAAAAAUUGGCUAAUGUUACACCGAACAUGCCAGAUGCAAACGACAUAAAGGACUUCCUGCCACAGGAAAUCGAUAGGCGUAUGGGCGCAAUCGAGGAGGUCUCAUUUCUUGCAAUGGCAACUUUCCUUGAUCCCCGUUUCAAGAAAUUGCAUUUCAAAGACGCGCAGGCAUGAGAAACUUCAAUCAAAAAAAUAAAAUCAAUCGUCAAACCGAUGGCCACCGAGAACGUCAAGGAAAACCUGAAAAAUUCAACAAAUAACAAUUCGAGUUCUUUUUGGGACCAUCACCACCAUUUGGCAGAGUCGCACAGUCCCAAUGGCGAUGUAGAUAUUGAAGUAAUGUCGUAUCUGCAAAUGCCAUUAGCGCCUUUUCACAGCAACCCUUUACAAAUAUGGGAUGGUAUGAAAAAUUCUUAUCCUAAUUUACAUAGAGUAGCUUUACAAUUUUUACCGGUAGUGGGAUCAUCUGUUCCCUCUGACAGAGUGUUUUCAGCUGCUUCUAAUGUUUUGAAUCGAAAAAGAAAUAGGAUAUGCCCAGAUCAGCUAAGUUGAAUUUUAUUUUUGAAAAGCGUAAACAAAAAAUAUUAUUUCUGUAAUUCGAAAGACUAAGAUUACUAUGAAACUCUAAGAAUGAAAAGACUGCUAGAAAGCAUUAUUAUUUUUAAG